CUCAGAUCUCGUGCCUGCCGCAGCUCAACGCGCCGCCGGUGUCUUACCCCGGCGCUCCGCCGCUGGUGAUGCGCCCGCUUGGCCAGAUGCCGGGGUACCCCGGGCAGGGCCCGCCUCCCAUGGCGAGGGGACCUCCGCCACCGAUGCCGCCCGGGAAAUUUGCUCCUAGGCCCGGCGGUGCUCCACCGUAGCCUUACCCUGUUCCGUCACAGUUUGGACAGCGUCCCAUGGGGCCUCCUCCUCCUGGUCAGAUGGUAAGGGGUCCUCCGGCACCGCCUCAUCCCGGGAUGCCCGCUCCGCCACCGCCUCGCCCCGGCAUGCCACCACCACCUGGAGGUGGUGUUCCAGAGUAUGGUCCUCCUCGACCUGGCAUGCCCCCUCCGCCAAACCCUCUGAAUCAACAGCAACAGUAAUGGGAGAAGGGAUUGAUAGGGGUCUGAUUGUCCCAUCAAAAGAAAAAAAGAAAGAAAAAAAAUCUAGCUUGAUUAGGAAGCUUGGGCGUAGUAAAAGUGGAAGGAUUUUAUCCCAGUCUCAAAAUGCUCCUGGAUUAGUUGGCUUGUUGGAAACUAUGCGUGUUCAAAUGGAGAUAUUUCCAGUCUGCAGUAUUAGACCUGAAAGCUCAACUCAAGCCAGCUUCUAUGUAGGUAUUGUUUACCAUUAAGUGUUUUAACUGGAUCUCUGAAAAUAAUCUUUUUCACUGAUCAUCCUUCAUUCUUUAUCAAUUA
Messenger RNA from Cajanus cajan (pigeon pea), 725 nucleotides. Its product is annotated as protein unc-13 homolog. The record is from RefSeq and is a predicted model, not a curated record. NCBI's taxonomy places the organism in Eukaryota, Viridiplantae, Streptophyta, Magnoliopsida, Fabales, Fabaceae.